Messenger RNA from Telopea speciosissima, 1584 nucleotides. Its product is annotated as transcription factor bHLH68-like. Gene Ontology annotation, cellular component: nucleus. Gene Ontology annotation, molecular function: DNA-binding transcription factor activity, RNA polymerase II-specific; RNA polymerase II cis-regulatory region sequence-specific DNA binding; protein dimerization activity. The coding region runs from base 219 to 1259 and encodes 346 amino acids. The transcript has 9 exons. Gene Ontology annotation, biological process: regulation of transcription by RNA polymerase II. The record is from RefSeq and is a predicted model, not a curated record. NCBI's taxonomy places the organism in Eukaryota, Viridiplantae, Streptophyta, Magnoliopsida, Proteales, Proteaceae.
GAAAGAGGGGAAAACAAAAAUACAAAGUUCCUCAUCAGCCCCAUGACAUAUCAAAUUCCUCAAACAGGACUUGAGGAGGAAGGGUUGGCUUCUUCAACCUCAUCCAGAGAAGGAAACUUAGAAUCCUCAAAGCUUUCUACCAAAGCCUGUUUGAGAGCUCAAAGGAGGAAACAAGAGAUAAGCAAAGACAGAGAGAAAGUGGAUUAAGAUUUUGAGACAUGAAUCGAGGUGGCUUGCAGAGUGCAGUGGUGCAACAAAUGAUGGCCAGCAACCCUAACUGGUGGAACCUUAAUAACAUGCGCCCACCAUCUCAACAACCUUCUCCUCUCAAUCCUUCUUCCUCCUUCUUCCCUCAGUUCACCCCACCUUCUUCCUCACUGCCUUUAACCUCUUGGCAUGAUAAUAACCAAGAGCUUCCAGAGUCUUGGAGCCAACUACUUCUGGGUGGAUUGGUGGCUGGAGAAGAAGAUAGGGCUGGUUUGAAUCAAUUUCAUCAGUCUAAGAAGUUAGACAAUUGGGAGGAUCAAGUUUUGUAUCCAUCACCAAGUGUUACUGCCAUUGAUGUGAAGCAAGAAGCUGCUUCUGAAAAUGGUUAUGCAUAUGGUCAUGGGAAUGAAGAAUUGCAGGCAGCAAGGCCUACUUGGUCUCAAAUUAUGUCAGCUUCUUCUCCUAGAUCUUGUGUUACUAGUUACAGCAGUAAUAUGUUGGAUUUUUCCAACAAUAAGGUAGAUGGAAAGCAUCAACAACCAGAUCAAUCACCUGAGUGUAACAGCACUGCCACUGGUGGGGCAUUCAAGAAGGCUAGGGUUCAACCCUCUUCAAGCCAAACUAGCUUCAAGGUAAGGAAGGAGAAGCUAGGUGAUAGAAUAACAGCUCUUCACCAGCUAGUCUCUCCAUUUGGAAAGACUGACACUGCUUCUGUGUUGUUAGAAGCCAUUGGAUACAUCAGAUUCCUUCAGAGUCAAAUUGAGGCUCUCAGCUCCCCAUACUUGGGUAGUGGAUCAGGAAACAUGAGGCAACAACAAUCUGUUCAAGGAGAAAGGAAUUGUAUAUUUCCUGAAGACCCUGGUCAGUUGCUGAAUGAUCCUUGCAUGAAAAGAAGAGGAACUCCUGAACAGGAUGGUGAAAGUGAACCCAACAAGAAGGAUUUGAGGAGUAGAGGAUUGUGCCUUGUUCCUGUAUCUUGCACUCUACAUGUAGGGAGUGACAAUGGAGCUGAUUAUUGGGCUCCGACGCUCGGCGGCGGCGGAUUCCGAUAGGUAGUGUUGUUGUACUUGUGUUAGUGUGCAGCAAGCAAGCACCCUUGAGCUUCAUCAAAAGAUAUAACAUCAUGAGCAGUCACUCUGCUAAAAAAUUACAAGGCUGAUUGCUCAUGAUGCUAUGCAUUCUAGAUGGAAAAAUAGGUGUGCUAUAGCUAGCUACCUAUCACUUAAUUGGGUCAUUAAUUAGAGUCCCUCCUCAUCUAAUCAAGAAUUUAAGAUAAGGGUUGUUUGUUUUCUUCCUUAAUCGUACAGUGCCUUUCUGUAUAUUCAAUUCUAGUAUUAUGUUUAACCAUCUUAAAUUCCAUUCUUUUCCUGUUUUUAA